Morone saxatilis (striped sea-bass) is the source of this 3365-nucleotide messenger RNA. RefSeq names its product protein kinase C and casein kinase substrate in neurons protein 3. Gene Ontology annotation, cellular component: cytoplasm; plasma membrane; endosome. Gene Ontology annotation, biological process: plasma membrane tubulation; regulation of endocytosis; cytoskeleton organization. The transcript has 10 exons. The record is from RefSeq and is a predicted model, not a curated record. The coding region runs from base 290 to 1456 and encodes 388 amino acids. NCBI's taxonomy places the organism in Eukaryota, Metazoa, Chordata, Actinopteri, Moronidae. Gene Ontology annotation, molecular function: protein binding; phospholipid binding.
UGUGUGUGUGUGUGUCAGAGUGGGUGUAGGAUAGAGGGGUGAAAGAGUUGCUUGGUUGGAAGCUCUUAUAACACAAAUGAGUUUCAAUUUCAGUUAGUUGUUAUAAAGUUUUUUACACGUAAAGUUAGAGUUUUAGAUGCUGGAAGGACUGGGUUAACACAAGUUACUGGAUCGCCUAAGGACUUUUGAAAACUGGGGGAACAAAUUUCCUGUCUGACCUGCCAAGAGAUUAUAAAAAGUCUGGUGGACCCAUGGUGGAAUUAGAUCUGUGCUGGUAGGUGAGAACAGGAUGUCGACGCUAUCAUCAGAAAACAGCCCUGAAGAUGUCAACAAUCGCAGCUUCUGGAUGCCUGGGAACUAUCAGCGCACUGUGAAGCGAACAGAAGAUGCCUUCCAGGCCUGUAAUGACAUAGUGGCGUGUUUCCAAGAGAGAGCUCGCGUGGAGCGGCAGUACGCCCAGCAACUCAGUGAAUGGAGCAACAAGUGGAAACCAGUCGUGGACUCCAGUCCUCUAUAUGGAUCACUUCUGAAGGCUUGGCAGUGUUUUCUGUCCUCUGCUGACCGGCUGGCCUCCUUACAUGCCUCCAUUUGUCGCUCCCUUGUGUCGGAAGAUGGAGAUCGGGUCAGGACCUGGCAGAAGGACACCUUCCACAAGAAGUUAUUCGGGGGCUUUAAGGAGUCCCAGGACACUGAGACAGGCUUUAUACGUGCUCAGAAGCCGUGGGCCAAACGACUUAAAAAGCUUGAUAAAGCCAGGAGUGCGUACCACAAAGUGAGCCGUAAGGAGCAGGCAGCCAGGGAGCGAGAGGCACACGCUCAGGGAAACCCAGACGUUGCCAUCGACAAACAGAAGAAGAUCCAGGAGGAGAGAGAGCUGGUUCAACAGGAGGCCGAAAAGGUUCGUGCCCGCUAUGAGAAAGUCCUUGAGGAGGUGAACCGCUACGCUCCACGCUACAUGGAGGAGAUGGAGUCCAUCUUUGACCAAUCGCAGGACGAGGAGCGCAAGAGGAUUGUCUUCCUCAAACAGGCCUUUCUCUCCAUCCACAAACACCUGGACAUUACCAACAAUGAGAGUGUGAGGGCCGUGUACGAUGAGCUCCACAACACGCUGAUGGCCAUCGAUGAGCAUGAGGACCUUCGCUGGUGGAAAAACACCCACGGGCCCGGCAUGCCCACCGACUGGCCUCACUUCCAGGAAUGGACGCCCGAGAAGAAAAACAAAAAAGGGAAGAAGGAAGUAGAAAAGAAAGGAACAAUAGAGAGGAGUGUGAUGAUUGGAGGAGUGAAAGUAAGAGCUCUGUAUGAUUAUGUUGGCCAGGAGACAGAUGAGCUGUCAUUUAAAGCAGGUGAGGAGUUUUUGAAGAUCGAGGAUGAGGACGAUCAAGGCUGGUGUCGGGGGAUGAAGGACGAUGGAUGGGAGGGGCUUUACCCAGCCAACUAUGUCGAGGUGGUGUAGUUGACGCAUUUAGACCGAAAAAUGAAAGAUCUUGUCACAUCACAUGCUUUAUUUCACUGUGUGAAGUCACAACCUGGUUAAAUGUCUAAAUGCCAGAAACAUAAAAUCAAUGCUGUAAAGAAUAACACCAAGUAGCUGUUAGCCAAAGAAGGUCUGUGAGGAGGGGACGAUUGCCCUUAGGUGGAUAUUUUAGCAUAGAGAGAUUUUGAAAAACUACCCAGUUUGUGUACUCUCUUGAAGGAUUUUGACAAAUGUUUUAAUAUAUACAGUAUGCAUAGACCACUUGUAUUGAAACCAUAUGAUAAACGAUGCUUUAAUGUAAAAAAGGUAUAAAAUGCUGCUUGUAAGGUACGCUAGCUAUAUACCUAAUCAUUUGGUGCUGAAAUUACAGGACUGCUAUUUUAUGAGCUGCUUUUUCUUUUGUCUUUUUUUUUUGCACCUCAACACAUUGCUAUUAAAAUGCUCACAAAGACUCUCAACAUAUGAAGAAAGUGACGCUAACACUGUGAUUAUAAUGAAUCCUAAGCAGCCGUACAAGCAGAAUCAGUCUGAUAGUUGUAGAUAGUUACAUGGCCUGUAUUUCUCUUCUGUUUUUGUGAUUUAAAGGAACAGUUCAAGAGUUUUGGGGGAAUAUGGUUGUUAGCUGUCAAAUAAGCAGUGAGAUGGGAGGAUUGACGCUGUCAUUAUCAGUUUCAUCUCGGCAGGAGAAAACCGCUAGCGGAGCAGCAUCAGCACACAUUCCAGGAACUCUGUCUUAUGUUGUAUCUCAUUUACUUAAAGCAGCUAUAAUCAGUAUUUUUAUAUUAAAAAAACAGUAGCUGACCCGGUGACUGCACACAACAUCUCAGUCAUCCUUGUGAAAACAAAAUUCUGAUGACUAUUAUUUAUUAUGACUAACCCUAACCCUUAUGGCCACAGAAUAUACUGAUUGGCUGGCAGGUGCCUGUCAUAAUCUUAUAUUGGAAACCUCCCAAAAUACUCAAUAUCAGGAGGUAAUUGUGAAUAUACUAUACUUUUUGUAAAUGCAACAUCACAAACAUUAAAAAUGAAUACAAAUUGAAACAUAACUUUUUUUUCAUUUGGUAAGAGAGAGGUACUGAUAUAAAGAAUAAUGGACUAAUGGAAACAGUACCCCACUUGAAGUUGUUGUGCAUUAUCACUUACAUUAUGUGUAAAUAAGACAGCUUUGGAUUCGUUGUCCAUUAAUUGCUGGUUGGUGGUUCAGUCCUGCUCCGAACCUCAAAAUUGCUGCUGAUAGCCAGGCCAAUGCCUACAUGGCCAUCAAACUGUGUCAGUGGGUGAAUGUAAAGCAUUUUGUCAGCUGACCUAUCAAAAGUCCAAUCCAUAUUUUCCAGUUUUGGUGGAGCGAGGCUAGGAGUUUCCCCCUGUUUCCAGUCUUUGUACCAUUAUAAGAUCUACUUCUAAGAUCUAACUUCUUCUUCUAACUAAGAUCAUCUAAUCAUCAAGAUGAUUUUGACAAACAGGUCCCAGGUCUAAACAUGUCACGGUCAUAAAGCUAUGGCGACACAAACACUCAGAGAUGAAACUGAUAUUGUUCUCCUUCAUCAGAUUCUCAGUUUGACGUCAAACAUUAACAUUUCUUAGCAUGUCACUGUUCCUUUAAAAUAAGUACCGGGGAACAAAUAGUUUUCCUGUCUGUCUGUAAUAUCUAAUCAUCUGUUGCUAUACUGUAUGUGUGAUGGUUAUCAUGGAGAGCACCUUUACCAAAGUAAGGAAACGGCUUUCAGAAACCGCUGGGUUUGCCUUGCCCUUGUCCUUCUUCAGUAUCUGUGUAUGUGCUGUUUGUGUCUAUCUGUCAUGUAAAAACUAUGCAUUCACCCCCAAAAAUAUUUUUUUGCAAACUGCCUGUCUUUUGGAAAUAAAAUUUGAAACUGUUACACAAACAAAA